Penicillium maclennaniae is the source of this 561-nucleotide messenger RNA. RefSeq lists its product as uncharacterized. The coding region runs from base 1 to 561 and encodes 186 amino acids. The transcript has a single exon. The record is from RefSeq and is a predicted model, not a curated record. Lineage: Eukaryota; Fungi; Ascomycota; Eurotiomycetes; Eurotiales; Aspergillaceae.
AUGGAUACAUCCAGAGACGACGUGGACGCGCUCACCGAGGCCAAGAUCGCGCCUUUGUGCUGGACGACCCCUUCGGAUCAAAUGCGAGCCGAUUCGAUGACCGAACAACGUCUCUCGACAGCGGGACUACUGCAAGAAGCGAUAGAAUUUGCCCUCGAUUUCCUCUCGACCUCGAGCAACGAAAAGCUAGCGGUCGUGUUCGCCCUCCUCACCAUCGUGACCUACAUCGUACUCGGACGAGUCGGCCUUCUGUUGAUCGGUGUUGCCCUUGGAAUCAUGUUACAUGCUUCGUGGGAAGGGGCCCACAGCCAUGGGAAAGAAGGGUCACAUAUGCCCAGAAAAAGAAAAGAAUUGGCCCUCGAGAUUUGCAAAAGGCUCUUAGAUUGGCCCAGCCGCGUCAGUUCCGCCGAGCUUGAGACUCAGAACAGGGACAAUAGCAACCCUGUCACCUCACCGGAAGACUUGUCUGCCGUGGACCUCGACUUUAAGACCUUCCGGCCAGCAACUGCAGCGGCGUUGAGGUUGCUCAUAGACGCUGUCAUUAGGGACUACGUAAAGUAA